Cololabis saira (Pacific saury) is the source of this 8094-nucleotide messenger RNA. RefSeq names its product rap guanine nucleotide exchange factor 2-like. Gene Ontology annotation, biological process: small GTPase-mediated signal transduction; positive regulation of ERK1 and ERK2 cascade. Bases 589 to 5511 code for a protein of 1640 amino acids. The record is from RefSeq and is a predicted model, not a curated record. NCBI's taxonomy places the organism in Eukaryota, Metazoa, Chordata, Actinopteri, Beloniformes, Belonidae. Gene Ontology annotation, molecular function: guanyl-nucleotide exchange factor activity; protein binding. The transcript has 31 exons.
CACAACAGAGCAGCAGCGGACCGAGCCUCGCUCCUCCAUUUAUCCAAUAUCAUGACUUUUCUCUGCGAGAGUGAGAGGGUUUAGUGUCCCAUAAAUGGACGGGAUAGCCCUUCAAGCCUUUUAAGCCUUUUUAAAGCUUAAGUUUUUGUGUGUCUCGCCUUGGAUCCUGCAUGCAGUUUCUUCCCGUCGCCAGCAGAAAUGCCGAGGAGACAAGGAUCGGCUUCACCCGACACCGGCUCCAAUAAAGGGACUCCAGCUUUUUUUAUAGUUUAGAAGAAAAAAAAAACCUCACAGAGACAGUUUGGAGCGUCGCUUUUUUAAGGAGAAGUUUCCUCCCGGUCGGGGCGGUGGUGGCCGGUUUGAGGAGCGGGUUUUGGGGGGACAGACACCCCGAGAACAGCGCUCUGCCGGCGGCCUCGGGCUCUCCCAGCUCUGGCUCUGGCUCCAGACCUCAGCCCGGGGGGAAAAACAGCUCAAACAGCACCGGGACUCUCCUUUCUGCCUGUUUAUCGCAGCUCUUGGAUAUUUACAAACAGUUUUUUUGAGGAUAAGGAGCCACUAUCUCCCCCGGCAGCCUCCUCCAAAACAAUGGCGUCUUACGUGGAUAACAGCUUUCGGCAGGCUGUGAUGAUGAAUCCGGCUGAUCGGACGCAACAGGACCUGGAGAUUGUCUACUCGUAUCUCCAUGGGAUGGAGGCCUUAUCCAACCUACGGGAGCACCAGCUGAGGAUGAUGUGUGAGACGGUGCGUUACGAGAGGCACGAGGCCAACGAAGUGCUUUACUACCCUGAUGACAUUGGGAGCUGCUGGUACAUCCUGUUAUCUGGAUCAGUUUUCAUCAAGGAGUCCAUGUUUCUUCCCAGAAGCAGCUUUGGGAAGCGAUCAGCAGGCAGCCUGCGACGUGGAUGUGAGUGCAUCGUCCUUGAACCCUCAGAAAUGAUUGUGGUGGACUAUAUGGAUGAAAAUGAGGAAUAUUUCCAGCGACAAGCCUCGCACAGACAGUCCCGCCGGCGCUUCCGGAAGAUCAACCAGAAAGGGGAGCGGCAGACGAUCAUUGACACUGUUGAUCCGUACCCCACCGGGAAGCCACCCAUAGCCCGGGGAUACCACACGGAAUGCAAUAAACCUCAGCUCCCUGCAGACUUCAGCAGACUUCACCUGGCUGACGGCUUACACCCACAGGUGACCCACGUCUCCUCCAGCCACUCAGGAUGUAGUAUCACCAGCGACUCUGGAAGCAGCAGCCUGUCAGACAUUUACCAGGCCACGGAGAACGAGCCCGGAGACAUGGACCUCAGCGGCCUCCCCGAGACCGCCGUCGACUCCGAGGAGGACGACGACGAGGAGGACAUCGAGCGGGCGUCCGACCCCCUCAUGAGCAGGGACAUCGUGCGGGACUGCCUGGAGAAGGAUCCCAUGGACAGGACGGACGACGACAUCGAGCAAUUACUGGAGUUCAUGCAUCAACUGCCAGCGUUUGCUAACAUGACCAUGUCGGUGAGGAGGGAACUCUGCGCUGUCAUGGUCUUCGCCGUGGUCGAGCGCGCCGGAACCAUCGUUCUCAAUGAUGGAGAGGAGCUGGACUCGUGGUCGGUGAUCCUGAACGGCUCGGUGGAGGUGACGUACCCCGACAGCCGGACCGAGGUGCUGUGCAUGGGCAACAGUUUCGGAGUGUCACCCACCAUGGAGAAGGAGUACAUGAAAGGCGUGAUGAAGACCAAGGUGGACGACUGCCAGUUCGUGUGUAUAGCUCAGCAGGACUACUGCUGCAUCCUGAACCAAGUAGAGAAGAACAUGCAGAAGGUGGAGGAGGAGGGAGAGAUCGUCAUGGUGAAGGAGCAUCGUGAACUGGACCGAACCGGCACCAGGAAGGGACACAUCGUCAUCAAGGGCACAGCGGAGCGCCUCACCAUGCACCUGGUGGAGGAGCACUCGGUGGUGGACCCGACCUACAUCGAGGACUUCCUGCUGACCUACAGGACCUUCCUCUCCAGCCCCAUGGUCGUGGGCAAGAAGCUGCUGGAGUGGUUUCACGACCCCAGUCUCAGGGACAAGGUUACACGGGUAGUCUUGCUGUGGGUAAACAAUCACUUCAACGACUUUGAGGGCGACCCCGCCAUGACCCGCUUUUUGGAGGAGUUUGAAAACAACCUCGAGAAAGAAAAAAUGUGCGGGCACCUCAGACUGUUAAACAUAGCGUGUGCUGCUAAAGCCAAGCCGCGGCUGGUGACGCUAACCAAGCCGUCGCGGGACUCCCCUCUGGCGUUCAGCCUCCUCGGAGGGCAGGAGAAAGGCUUCCGCAUCUUCAUCGAUGCCGUGGAGCCAGGGAGCAAGGCAGCAGAGGCUGGCCUUAAGCGUGGCGAUCAGAUCUUGGAGGUCAAUGGGCAGAAUUUUGAGAAUGUCCAACUCAACAAAGCCAUUGAGAUCCUAAAGAACAACACCCACUUGUCCAUAACUGUGAAGACAAAUCUUUUAGUGUUUAAAGACCUGCUAACGCGACCAGAACACGACCACGACCUGGACGGCGACGAGGAACACGACAGGAAGAACGGCGCUCCCCACCUCCCCAAGAUCGGGGACAUCAAGAAGGCCAGUCGCUACUCCAUACCGGACCUGGCGGUGGACGUGGAGCAGGUCAUGGGUCUGGAGAAGGCCAGCAAAAAGGCCAAGACCAACACAGUGGGAGGACGCAACAAGCUGAAGAAGAUCUUUGACAAGACGCUCACCAGCAUCCUGCCACCCAAACCUUACAAUGAUGUUUGCGUUGGCCAAUCACAGGACGACAGCAUAGUGGGAAUGAAGCAGUCCAAACAGAUCCCACCGGCUCUGCCCGUCAGUGGGAACCUGUCGUCGUCAAACCCCGACCUGCUGCAGUCGCACCACCGCAUCCUCGACUUCAACAACCAGCCUGUGCCAGAUAUUUUGAAUAUGUCGGACCAAGUGUUGCGAGUCUUUAAGGCGGACCAGCAGUCUCGGUAUAUCAUGAUCGGGAAGGACACGACGGCUAAAGAGGUGGUGGCCCAAGCCAUCCGGGAGUUUGCCCUGACCGCCGCCCCCGAGGCGUACUCGCUGUGUGAGGUGUCCGUCACGCCAGAGGGCGUCAUCAAACAGAGGCGGUUGCCAGAUCAGCUUUCCAAGCUCGCCGACAGGAUUCAGCUGAGCGGAAGAUACUACCUAAAGAGCAACAUGGAGACGGAGACGUUGUGCUCGGACGAUGACGCCCAGGACCUUCUCCGGGAAGGCCAGAUCUCCCUGUUACAGCUCAGCACGGUGGAGGUGGCCACGCAGCUCUCCAUGCGGGCCUUUGAACUUUUCUGUGCCAUCGAGCCCACCGAGUACAUCGACGACUUGUUCAAGCUGCGCUCCAAGACCGGCUCUGCGAGCCUCAAGCGCUUCGAGGAGGCCAUCAACCACGAGACGUUCUGGGUGGCUACGGAAGUGACGCGGGAGCCCAACCAGCUCAAGCGCAUGAAAACCGUCAAGCACUUCAUCAAAAUAGCCCUGCACUGUCGGGAGUGCAAGAACUUCAGCUCCAUGUUUGCCAUCAUCAGUGGGCUGAACUUGGCUCCGGUGUCCAGACUGAGAGGAACAUGGGAGAAGUUACCUAGCAAGUAUGAGAAGUUGUUUGGGGACCUGCAGGACCUCUUCGAUCCCUCGCGAAAUAUGGCAAAGUACAGAAAUGUCCUCAACAAUCAGAACCUCCAGCCACCAAUCAUUCCCCUGUUCCCUGUCAUCAAGAAGGACCUCACCUUCCUACAUGAAGGCAACGACUCUAAGGUGGAUGGCCUGGUUAAUUUUGAGAAGCUGAGGAUGAUCGCCAAAGAAAUUCGUCACGUGGGGCGUAUGGCGUCCGUCAACAUGGACCCGGCCCUCAUGUUCCGAACCAGGAAGAAGAAAUGGAGGAGUUUAGGGUCUCUAAGUCAGGGUAGCGCCAACGCGGCCAUGCUAGACGUCAGCCAGACAGGUGGCCACAAGAAGCGGGUGCGACGCAGCUCCUUCCUAAAUGCAAAAAAGCUUUACGAGGACGCCCAGAUGGCCAGGAAGGUCAAGCAGUACCUGUCCAACCUCAGCCUGGAGACGAACGAAGAGAGUCUGCAGACCUUCUCGCUACAGUGUGAACCCUCCAUCAACACAUUGCCGAAGAACGCUGGUGGAAAGCGACCAGACACGUCUCCCGUCGUGUCCCGAGCUGCCAGCCAGCAGAGGGGCACGCUGGCCAAGGGGAACCAGGCCCUGCAGGUCCCGGCCGUCGCCCUCUACCCGUCUAGAAAGAAAGUGCCAGUCAAGGAUCUGCCGCCUUUUGGCACCAGUUCGCCCCAGUCCCUGAAGAAGAUCCUGUCUCUGUCUGAGGAGGGAAACGAAAGGCAUCGCAGGCAGCCAGAGGACACCGUGUCCAACGCCUCCUCCCAGCUCUCCUCCCCUCCCACCUCCCCCCAGAGCUCGCCCAAGAAGGGUUACGGCAGGAUGGGGGACGCCUACUCGGACUCCGGGCACAGUGAGAUCUCGUCUCGCUCCAGUCUGGUCAGCAACUCCUCUUUCGACAUGGCCCAGGAGGAGAGGAGACUCCGUCACUCUGGAGGAGUUGGAGACGCUCACAUUGGGGGACCUCGGAUGGAAAGAAGAGCCACCACCGACCCCGACCAGUACAGUCUGGGGUCGUAUUCAUCAAUGCAGGAUUGUCGGGGCAUCUACACCGGCUGCCCCACCGUUCUAUCCUCGCCCAGUUCAGAAGAACUGACUCAGGAUCAGGGCGACCGCGUCUCCCUGGACGCUGCAGACAGCGGCCGCGGCUCCUGGACGUCCUGCUCCUCCGGUUCCCACGACAACAUCCAGACUAUGCAGCAGGGGCGGAGUUGGGAGACGCUGGCCUUUGGAGGGGGAAGCGUCGGGCUUCCUUCAGGACCCGAAGCCUUACUGGGGGGUCACGCGGCGCUGUGGGCGGCGCAGGCCAGGGGGAGCUGGGCGUCCGCCAGCUCCUCCUCCUCGUCAGCGGCGUACUGGGGAGAGGACUCGGAGGGAGAUACCGGCACCAUCAAGAGGAGAGGGGGAAAGGACGUCAACGCCGACCCGGAGACAAGUAGCAUAACAUCCACCGGGUCAGAGGAGGCGAAGCAGCUGGGCCGGCCGUCUCCGUCGCCCAUCACUGCUGGAGCUCGUAAGGAGGGCCGGUACCGCGAGCCCCCCCCGACCCCGCCCGGCUACACGGCGCUGACCAUCUCCGACCUCCCGGAGGGGCAGCACCCGCCCCCGUCUGCCCCCACGUCCACGGCCACCCACUCGGGCCGCCGGCCCCCGGACUACACCACGGCCCUGCAGCGCUCGCGCAUGGUCACCCAGUCGCCCGACUCCCACCAGGCCCAGCAGGCGGCCAAGCACCGGGGCGGCCUCCACCGCACCCGCUCGCCGGCCGAGGAGCAGGAGCCCGAGGAAGAAGAGGAGGGUGAGUCCUUGUCUUCCAAACUAGUGGCUCUGAGGAAGGCGGUGGCACAGCACACAUCUGAGAGGCCAUGAGAGAGUGGGGGGUAAGCAGGCAGGGCCCCUCGUCCCCAGGCAGAGGACGAACAGGUGUCAGCAGUCUGAGGGACAGCGUUGGACGUCAUUUUGCAGUAACUUGAAGCCCCGCCCCCCCCGGUCCAGUCCGGGGUUACAGAGACAAACCACAGACUGAUCAGUUACGUACGUGCCUGCCUCCUCCACUCGGCUCUCCUUCCUCUGCUCAUCUCCCUCCCCUGCCUUAAAGCAUCAUGGGGGGUUGAAUGACCCUGCAUGCAAAAAAGAAAAAGAAAAAUAUACUGUGAAGAAGAGACGGAGAGGUCAAAGACGAUGACGCAAUGCCUGGCACUUUGGAAAAAUUUAAAAAAGACAAAAAAAACAUCAGACUUUAGAAACGGGACUGGAGCUCACCAGCUCCCCGAACCAGAGUUGUUGCUGUUGAGUUUGGGAGCGGAUCCUGAAGAUCCUGAAGACCCAACCACCAACCAAGCAGCGACUACCCCCCCCCAAACUCCCCCGAACCUUUUAACACAACAGCAUCAUGACGUGUUGACUUUCAUCUGCACUUUCUCAUUUUAUACUUUCUAAAGAACAGAAAAAAAUUAAAGAAAAAGACAAAAAACAGACUAUUGUUGAAGACGGGGAGAAACAACGGUUGACUUGAUUAAUCUUUCCACUUCCCACUAGAUCCUCCCAACGCCCCCCCCCCCGUCUCUUUUUGUUUUGUUUGUUUGUUAUGUUUGACUGAUUGCACUCUGGAGGCCGAGAAGAGAAAACAAGUCAGCCCGUCAUUUCUCCGCCUGGACUGUAACAACCCGCCUGUCGUCGAGUGUUUGAACUCUGAAUCCAGUAUUAUCUCAUGUCUCACAUGUGAAAGUUUAUAAAGCUCAUCAGUCGUCGGUUUAAAUAAAAAAAAAAAGCUUAGAGGAGCGCUCAGUCUGGAGAGCCAACAUGCAGUGUACUGACAUGCCUAUUGCCUACACACACACACGUUUUAUGUACCAGUGCAUACAUAAAAACACAGUUAGUCUAAUAAUUGCACUUUCAGCACAAUUCUAGAUGUUACCCGACAUUUGGCCUGAACUCCAGGGUGUGGGUGAUCCAUCUUUCUGUCGGAGCUCCUCCGAUUAUAUCCCAGUCCUCUCAUCUUGGUGUCCUGACCUGUAAGUUGUAUUGAAAAGCACACCCACCGAAAAUCAUGUGAGACUGCAUCAGUUGGAGGCAGACGAGGUGAAUCACGGCGCGAGCGAUCUGAUGGAAAAACUGCCUCUUGCUCCAUUUUUUUUUCUUUUUAAUUAAAUUUUUUAUUUUUUGAAAGGACCAGCAGGAGUGGUGAACAUCAGCAGAUUUCAGAUUCUAACAAAAUUAAUAAAUUUAAUCAAUUUCACAAAUUUCAAACUUCGCCCCGGAUCUUGUACAGAGUUUUUAAUUCCUUCAAAAUAAAAGCAUCCACUCUAAUUCUGAUCUGGCUUUUUUUUCUUCCAAGCGCCUUAUUAUUAUUAUUAUGAAUAUUAUUAUUAAUAAUAAUAUUUUUACACGUCCUGUCAUGGUCAUCCACGAGCAGUCUCCCAUCAUUUAGUCAUGAAGCGAAAUGCCUUAUUCAUGAUUCUUCCCCUGGCUUCUUUACUUUCAAACUAAAUGACAGCUCAGUACAAGAUGAAGUUGGAGCAUUUGGUUUGUUUUGUCGCUUCAGACGACGUCAUCAGACUCGGCCAUCACGUGUCAAAGAGUUAUCGUAUCACGUCUACACACACCCUCCCUCAGCUGUCGUGCAUUUUCAGAAACUUUUCUCGCCUGUUACAAACAUCAGCUUAGUGAACGUAUAUUCAGUUUUCCACCAUAUCUCACCGCUAAUGGAAGUGACUGAAGAUUAAGGAUGUUUUUUUUUUGGUUGUUUUUGUUUUCUUUUUCUUUGACUCCGGUGGAGAAGUUGACAUAUGAAGUAGUUUAUUUUCUUUCAAGGCUGCCAAUCAGAAUGAUUAAAAAUCCAAUUAGAAAAGAAAAUAAACGUUUGUUUUCUUUCUAUCGCUGAGGCGCACUGAUCACAUUGAUCAGUCUCGGAAAUUACAGACUGAGGAAAAAGAUGAAUGACUGCAGUGUUUUUUCCACUGUGUUCUGUGACUACACACUAAUAAUUUCUUGGGUUUCUUUUUUGUUGUUGUAAUUUUUUUGUAAUGGCUCCAGAUUGUUAAUAAUAAUUUGUUUGUGAUACAGUGGUGACAUGAAUCAUUCACUUUCAUUCAACUCUGAAGAUAAUGUGCAUAUUAGCAGGUCGAGUCCUAUUUUGAAAAACAAAAAGUUGCACAAAAAUGUAUAAGAGUAAAGAUAAGUGUAGUAGGUAGAACUGCUACUGCGUUUGAUGUGUGAUGUCAGUGAGAUAUGUACAUUUAGCUGGUGAUGACCUUCUUUUUUCAUUCUUUCUUGUACUACUUUAACCUGUAUGUCUUUUAAAAAGACAAUUGGUGGAGUAUGUAUCAGUUGUUUUUGUAUUUUUAAUACAAUAAUUGUAAAUAUUGGUUAUAUUUUUGUUCAAAUGUAAUAUGUUUAUGCCUCAACAUCCAGUUUAUAUGAAGCUGGGAAUCAAUAAAUACUGCAUAAAUA